Molecule: messenger RNA, 948 nt
Organism: Macadamia integrifolia
Lineage: Eukaryota; Viridiplantae; Streptophyta; Magnoliopsida; Proteales; Proteaceae
Exons: 1
Coding region: 237-740 (167 amino acids)
Source: RefSeq, a predicted model, not a curated record
AGAAAAUAAGGCGCAGACCAAGAAACGGAUUCCCCACGAAACCCUGAGUCCUGACUCUGACUGACUCUGAAUAAAGAAAGCCGAAGCUUGAUGGCCAGCGAAAGCAACCGCUGAGGGUUUAGGGUUUAACGGAAGCACAUCGCCAUUGGAGGUCCCUAUAAGGGUUGUCAACGUGAACUACAACAAGAAAAGAAGAACAGUAGCAGAUAGUUACAGCAAUCGUCAAAGUUUCGAUCAUGUCGUCCUCUGCUCGUAAAAGUUCAGAAAACGAAAUUCCUGUGACCUCGGAAUCCCCUGAAACCUCAGACCAUCCUUCUCCCUCUGAAAUCCAAACAAUUAGAGAAGUUUCAGACCUUUCUGUCGGUGACAAAGGCCAAGAUUCUGGUGUUUCAGAUCAGUUGAAUGUCUCUGGAAGCGAAGAAGGGGAAGGGGGAGAAGAUGAGGAAGAGGGAGAAUGUGGGUUUUGUCUAUUCAUGAAGGGAGGUGGAUGCAGAGAUAGUUUCAUCUCUUGGGAGAAAUGCGUGGAAGAUGCAGAGAAGAACAAGGAGGAUGUGGUCGAAAAGUGUUCUGCCAUCACGGGAAUUUUGCAUAAGUGUAUGGAAGCCCAUGCAGAUUACUACGAACCGAUACUUCGGGCGGAGAAGGCAGCAGAAGAAGAGGUGGUCAAGGAAUUGGAGCGGGAAGCCGCUUCGAAGGAAUCCAAUCGGGAAACGGAGUCAAAGGAUAAACAGGAAGCGUAGUGGUUUAUUCAAUUUUGUUAUUUAUUUAUUUAUUUUCAAGAGAAAAAAAUAUUUCUAUUUAAUUGUAGGGCUGACAUUAAUUGUUAUGUAGAUCGUCAGCUCCUUCGAGGUAAGUAACUAAGUACGAGAUCCUGAGAUGUUAAUGCUCAGCGUCCCUAGUGUUUUUCCAUAGGGGAUGAAUAAAAGGAUGAGAUUUUUGUUGUUUAAA